AUCGGCGUGCUCGCGAUUCAGGGCUCGUUCCGCGAGCACGCCGCGCUCGUGCGCAAGGCGCACCCGCGCGCGCGCGCGGUGGAGGUGCGCAAGGGGUGUCACCUGCGCGACGUGCGAGGUUUAAUCAUUCCGGGGGGGGAGUCGACGACGAUGGCGAACAUCGCGCGAAGGUUCGGGCUGUUCGAACCGUUGCGAGCGUUCCAGGCGAGCGGGAGGUGCGUGUGGGGGACGUGCGCGGGGUUGAUUUUCUUAGCCGAACGCCUCGAGCGAGGGGGCAAGGAAGGCGGACAAGAGCUUCUCGGCGGCUUGGACGUCGGGGUGAAUAGAAACUUUUUCGGGUCACAGAUCGAUUCGUUUGAAUGCAUGAUUCCGUGGACGGCGACGACGUCGAACGGCGACGACGACGCGCCGUUCCGGGCGGUGUUCAUUCGCGCGCCCGCCAUCACGUCGUGCGGGCCCGACGUCGAGGUGCUCGCGAAGUACGCGCUCCCGGAGGCGAAGAAACAAAAACUCGUCGGGACCGCGGACGAGGGCUUGAACGAAGUCGUCGUCGCGGUGAGACAAGGAAAGUUACUCGCGACGUCGUUCCAUCCCGAAAUCACCGCCGACGCGCGUUGGCACAAACUCUUCGUCGACAUGUGCGCCGAA
This is a messenger RNA of Ostreococcus lucimarinus CCE9901, 648 nucleotides long. RefSeq lists its product with no specific name. Gene Ontology annotation, biological process: pyridoxal 5'-phosphate biosynthetic process; pyridoxine metabolic process. The transcript has a single exon. Lineage: Eukaryota; Viridiplantae; Chlorophyta; Mamiellophyceae; Mamiellales; Bathycoccaceae. The annotation marks the transcript as partial. The record is from RefSeq and is a predicted model, not a curated record. Gene Ontology annotation, molecular function: glutaminase activity. Gene Ontology annotation, cellular component: glutaminase complex; cytosol.